AUGGCGUCCAACAGCAUCUUCGACUCCUUCCCGACCUACUCGCCCACCUUCGUCCGCGACCCGAGCACCAGCCGCCGCUUCACACCUCCCUCCACGGCCUUCCCCUGCGGCGGCGGCGGCGGCGGCAAGAUGGGCGAGAACAGCGGCGCGCUGAGCGCGCAGGCGGCCGUGGGGCCCGGCGGGCGCGCCCGGCCCGAAGUGCGCUCGAUGGUGGACGUGCUGGCGGACCACGCGGGAGAGCUCGUGCGCACCGACAGCCCCAACUUCCUCUGCUCCGUCCUGCCCUCUCACUGGCGCUGCAACAAGACGCUGCCGGUCGCCUUCAAGGUGGUGGCACUGGGAGAUGUGCCGGACGGAACCGUGGUGACCGUGAUGGCCGGCAACGAYGAGAACUACUCUGCUGAGCUGCGCAAUGCCUCGGCGGUCAUGAAGAACCAGGUGGCCAGGUUCAACGACCUUCGCUUUGUGGGCCGCAGUGGACGAGGAAAGAGCUUCACCCUGACCAUCACUGUGUUCACCAACCCCACCCAAGUGGCCACCUACCACCGAGCCAUCAAGGUCACCGUGGAUGGACCCCGGGAGCCCAGACGGCACCGGCAGAAGAUAGAAGACCAGACCAAGGCGUUCCCUGACCGCUUCGGGGACCUGGAGCGGCUGCGCAUGCGGGUGACGCCGAGCACACCCAGCCCCCGAGGCUCACUCACCACCACAACCCACUUCGGCAGCCAAGGCCAGACCCCCAUCCAAGGCACCUCGGAGCUGACCCCCUUCUCCGACCCGCGCCAGUUCGACCGCUCCUUCUCGGCGCUGCCGCCGCUCUCCGAGAGCCGCUUCCCGGACCCCCGGAUGCACUACCCCGGGGCCAUGUCGGCCGCCUUCCCCUACAGCGCCGCGCCCUCGGGCUCCAGCCUGGGCGGCCUCGGCGUGGCGGGCAUGCCGGCCGCCAGCCGCUUCCACCACACCUACCUCCCGCCGCCCUACCCCGGGGCGCCGCAGAGCCAGAGCGGCCCCUUCCCGGCCAACGCGGCGCCCUACCACCUCUACUACGGCGCCUCCUCGGGCUCCUACCAGUUCUCCAUGGUGGCGGGCGAGCGCUCGCCCACGCGCAUGCUGGCCUCCUGCCCCAGCGGCGCCGCGCCCGCCGGCAACCUCAUGAACCCCAGCCUGGGCGGCCAGGGCGACGGCGUGGAGGCCGACGGCAGCCACAGCAACUCGCCCACCGCCCUCAGCACGCCGGGCCGCAUGGACGAGGCCGUGUGGCGGCCCUACUGAGCGCCGCGCCGGGGGACCGGACCUCGCUGGCCCGCGGCCCCGCGCGCCUGUCCAGCCACGGCUUUGUACAGAGGGGGCGGGGACCCCCGGACACUGCCCCAGCCCAGGCCCAGCCGACUCGUCCUCCUGCGUCUCCCGGGACCACCGCCCGGCUCCAGCCGUGCCCAGGGCUAGCUCCUGGGCCGCAGGCCAUCUCCGAUCCAGAG
Messenger RNA from Urocitellus parryii (Arctic ground squirrel), 1478 nucleotides. It is a transcript of the gene Runx3, whose product is annotated as RUNX family transcription factor 3. Gene Ontology annotation, cellular component: nucleus. Gene Ontology annotation, biological process: ossification; neuron differentiation; chondrocyte differentiation. Gene Ontology annotation, molecular function: ATP binding; DNA-binding transcription factor activity, RNA polymerase II-specific; RNA polymerase II cis-regulatory region sequence-specific DNA binding. NCBI's taxonomy places the organism in Eukaryota, Metazoa, Chordata, Mammalia, Rodentia, Sciuridae. The record is from RefSeq and is a predicted model, not a curated record.